AUGAGUGACAUUGAAUAUGACAGAGAUGAGGAGAUUAGAGAACUUGCUCCAUAUCCACAAUAUCAGACACAAGCACGUCCAAGAAAAAUAGAUCACAUUGGACUUGACUUGCCAGACGUGGCAGAUCCCAAAUACGAAUCAAAGGACGAGCAAGAUCGCGAUGUACGUUACGAAGUGAAGGAAGAAGCUGAAUUUCAUGUCACUAGAGCUUUAUUCAUUGGUAACUUGCGUCGUCCAAUAAAUGCUACUGCUUUCCAACUGUACUUGAGAGAUUUGGCUAGAAAAGGUGGGAAUUUCAGAAUUGAUAGAGCUUGGAUGAGUAGACCAAGAACACAUGCUAUAGUUUUGGUUAGUACAGAAGAAGGUGCUGCGUAUCUAAGAUCAAAGUUGGUCAAUACAAUUUUCCCAGACUCCGAAGAAGAAGCCAAGUUGAAAACCGAAUUUGAAGACCGAGAAGUCUCGAUUUACGAAGAACAACUUCAGGAAUAUAAUGAUAAAUUGGAAAGAUUACCAGAAGGUGAGAAGGAUCGCUUGGCAAAGCCAUUGGAACCAAGAGAAUAUGUUACUGAAAGACUCCCAUUAUAUGUCGAAUACAUUCCGGUCAAAGCUAUAAAUCAAUGGACUUUCGAGGAAGAUAGAGGACCAAGAGAUGGUAAAUGGAAAUUGGAAUUUGAAAAAAGAGAUGAGGAUGAAGUAGUUGCCUCACAUACUUUGUUGAAUGGUGACUUUAUUCCUAGAUACAUACCGCCAAGAAGAGGGCCACCACCAAGACGUGGAGGAGGUAGAUUUGAUAGGUAUGGCGAUAGAGAUCGUCCAAGAAGAUUUGACACCUAUGUUCCAAAUGGUGGUGAACGAAGCAGAAGAACGGACACUUAUAUACCUACCAGAAAUAGAUCCAGAUCUCCAUCAAGAUCCCCAUCAAGAUCUCCAAGAAGAUACUAA
Candida tropicalis MYA-3404 is the source of this 942-nucleotide messenger RNA. RefSeq lists its product as uncharacterized. The transcript has a single exon. The record is from RefSeq and is a predicted model, not a curated record. NCBI's taxonomy places the organism in Eukaryota, Fungi, Ascomycota, Pichiomycetes, Serinales, Debaryomycetaceae. Bases 1 to 942 code for a protein of 313 amino acids.